AUGUCACCCUUCGAGUUCGUGAUCGUUGGCAGUGGCCCGGCUGGAAGCGCCCUCGCUGCUCAACUUGCCAAAUCGCCCGCCAAGCCCCACGUCCUUCUACUGGAAGCAGGCAAGAGUAAAGAUGACCGUAAUCUCCGCGUAGACGGGCAGCGCUUCACCACCUUCCAGGAUAAGUCCAUGAACUGGGGCUAUAAGACUACCCCGCAAAAGGAUUGUAAUGAUCGUGAGAUUGACUACAGUCGCGGUCGCUGCAUGGGAGGAUCGAGUGCCAUCAAUUUCGGUGUUUACAGCGUCGGCGCGCGUGAUGAUUACCAAGAAUGGGCACGGAUCGUUGGCGAUGAGGAUUAUGCGUGGGGAAGCAUCCAGAGAAGGUUCAAGGAGCUUGAAACUUUCCACGGGAAAGUCCCGGACGGCCUGGACACAAAGUACGCGGACCCCAAGCCGGAGAAUCAUGGCAGUGAAGGGCCAUUGCACGUGGGCUUUGCCCGCGAGUGGGAGAGAGAUUUCACGGAACUCUUGAAUGUCUUUGAGGAAGCUGGAUUUGCCCUCAAUCCAGAUCAUAACUCGGGGAAUCCAAUUGGAAUGUCAGUGUUGAUCAACUCGGCCUCAAACGGACUGCGCUCAACGGCCGAAGACCUUGUCACUGGGCACGAGGUGGCAAAUUUGACCAUUAUCACUGGCGCACCGGUGCAACGUGUCCUGUUGGAAGGAAAAAAGGCCGUGGGCGUUGAAUCGAAUGGCAAGAAAUAUUACGCCUCAAAGGAAGUCAUCUUGUCCGCCGGUUCGCUGAAUGAUCCUCGCAUUCUGAUGCAUUCCGGAAUUGGCCCCGCCAGCCAACUUCAAGCCCACAACAUUGACGUUGUACUUGAUGUUCCCGCGGUCGGUCAGGGUCUUCGCGAUCAUUGCUUUGUGCCGAUGGUGAGCACUCGUACCGAAAGCAGCACAGACCGAAAAUCCUUCUAUGGCUCUCAGGCCGCUAUGGACGCGGCACAAAAGCAAUGGCAAGAGAAUGGGACCGGGCCAUGGGCGAAAUUCGCCUGUGAGCUGGGGAUUGGCUGGUUCAAGCUCACUGAGCAACUUACUUCCUGGCCGGAGUUCCACGCCCUCUCGAAAGACGAACAAGCAUAUCUUCUUCAGGAAACUGUGCCCCACUACGAGAUUAUUACGCAUUUCCCCAUCCACUGGUUCAUUCCGGAAUUCCCGCCUGAGGCGCUAAAUUACUCCUGUUUACUUGUCUUUUUGUUCAACGCGCAGACUCGUGGAGAAGUAACCUUGCAGUCGACCGAUCCCGAUGCUCCACUUCUUUUCAAUCCAAAAUUCCUUGCCCAUCCGUUCGAUCGUCGGCUUGCGAUAGAGGCCCUUCGAGACUCGUUCCGGAUCGCCAAGCACGAGUCAUACACAAAAGAUAAUGUGGCCGAGUUGGCGAUGCCCAAGAGCGAAUCAGACGAGGACCUUCUUGAAUAUUGGCGUCAGAACAUUUCUUCCAGUUGGCAUAUGACAGGGACUGUGAAGAUGGGCAAGAAGGGUGACCCGGAUGCCGUCGUCGAUUCUGAUUUCAAGGUGGUAGGCAUUGAAAAUUUAAGGGUCGCUGAUAUGGCCGUUGUCCCGGUGUUAGUCAAUGCCCAUGUUCAAGCUGCUGCCUACGUCACUGGUAUAACUUGCGCGGAGAAGUUGGUAAAGGAAUACAACCUUGCCUAG
Molecule: messenger RNA, 1698 nt
Organism: Penicillium longicatenatum
Lineage: Eukaryota; Fungi; Ascomycota; Eurotiomycetes; Eurotiales; Aspergillaceae
Product: GMC family oxidoreductase
Exons: 3
Coding region: 1-1698 (565 amino acids)
Molecular function (GO): oxidoreductase activity, acting on CH-OH group of donors; flavin adenine dinucleotide binding
Source: RefSeq, a predicted model, not a curated record